This is a messenger RNA of Paramecium pentaurelia, 983 nucleotides long. Lineage: Eukaryota; Ciliophora; Oligohymenophorea; Peniculida; Parameciidae. The record is from the annotation of a GenBank genome assembly.
AUGUCAAUCAAUUAAGAACUCAGUUUUGACUAAAAAUCAAUAAAUAGAUUCAACAAUUUUUAGUCAGAAUCUCGUUAUAAUGAUUUAAUAGAAUAAUGGUAAGACAAAAUAUAAAGUUUGUAAUAAAAUAUUCAAGAAAUGCAAUUACAAAAAUAGGAUGUUAAAAAUGCUUUAAUUGAAGCUUAAUCUAGAAUGAAGAAUAAACGUGGUUAAAUAGAUGAUUAAUUAAAUGAAACUAAAUCAUUAGAUACUAUUAUUCCAAUCAAUUUAGCAAAAUUAAAUAAUUCUAUGAGUUAAAUAUUGGAUGAUAGUAUUACUACUUAAGAAUCUCAAUCAUAAAUUUAAGGUGUUAAAUUUUAACCUAUUGCUUCAUUUUUAAUGGAGAUUGGUUUAAAAGAGCGUUAUUUUUAAAAUUUUAUCGAUUUAAAGAUUUAUGAUAAUGUAAGUCUAUAAAAUUCAUUGCCAUCUACAAAUUAGUGUAAAUAUUUAUUGAAUAAAUAUGGUAUUGAUAGAUUGGGAUAUUAAAGAAGAAUUUUGGCUAAAUUAGAUGAAUGUAUGCAUUACUAAUUAACUUAUAGAAAUGGGAUUAAUUUCUAAGAAAGGAUUACUUGAAAAUCUUGAACUUUAUUAAAAUUAAAUACCAACAAUAAAGGAUUGGUUGAAAUCAAUUAAUUUUUAAUAGUAUUAUCCUAAUUUUACUCUUGCUGGUUAUGACAGUUUUUCAUAUUUAAUUUAUUUAGAACAAAGUUAAUAUAAAUUGAAUCUAUUAGAUUUUAAAGAUUCUUUUUGUAUUGAUAAUGAAUCUGAUUCAAAAUUAAUUUUAGCACAUCUUACUAUAAGUAAAUUAAAAAAUAUUAUAAUUAGUUUGUGAUAAAAUAACAAAUCUAAAUUUAUGGAAUAUUUAAACAUAAAAGAAAACAAAAGAAUCUGAUUUUGGUUUAGUUUAAUGUGCAUUACCAAAUAAUAAAUGUGUGAUAUUUUGA